Molecule: messenger RNA, 1407 nt
Organism: Porites evermanni
Lineage: Eukaryota; Metazoa; Cnidaria; Anthozoa; Scleractinia; Poritidae
Source: the annotation of a GenBank genome assembly
AUGGCGAAGUAUGUUAUUGCUGGAAAGGCAAAUUGCCCUUUCUAUGCCAAAGCAGAACUUCUUGCUGACCAACUGGCGCUAAAUCUUCCAGAUUUCAAAAUCCAUAAGAUUGUUAAGCAGCCUGAAGAUUGGGAAAUCUGGCUAAAAAUGACUUGUGAAGAGAAAUGUUGGCAGCAUGUUAGUUCUCCUCUCAUUUGGCGCGAAUUGGUUGAUCGUGGUGGCAAAGGAAUUCUUCUCGGUGGAUGCGACGACUUUCUUGAAAUGGCGAAAGGGUAUUACGGUAUCACGUCCGCAAAAAUGAGCGAUGAGCUCGUGAACAUAGCGAAAGAAAAUCUGCAAACCAAGAUUGAGAUUGACGCCGAGGAGGAGCAAAGAAAGGCUGAAAUAACCCCUCUUCGAAUUUGUGUUUCGGGUGCCUCUAGUGCUCUCGCUUAUGGUGUGUUAGCUUGCUUAGCCCAAGGAGAAGUAUUUGGGAUGGAUCAAGAAGUCAGCAUAUAUCUGCUCGACACGGCUGAGUCUCAGGAUGUUUUAAAAGGUACUGCUAUGGAGAUACAAGAUUGUUCAUGGCCUCUCUUGAGAGAAGUUAUUUACACCCCCGACCCUGCUGUUGCUUUUAAAGAUGCAAGCGUCGCUGUUUUACUUGAUGGCCUACCUCUUAGAGGCGGCGAAGAUAAAAAGGAGCAGCUUAUUUCCAGUGCCAGAAUUUUUAAAGCUCACGGUCUAGCACUUGACCAGUAUGCGAAAAAAGAUGUGAAAAUUCUCAUUGGAGGGGGCCCCGCAUGUGUGAAUGCAUUUGUCACAAGUAAAUUUGCCCCGUCAAUUCCCAAACAGAACAUUUGUGCCUUAGCUCGCUUACAGGAAAACCAUGCCAAGGGGCUACUGGCCAAAAAACUAAGUGUGAACACUGCAGGGAUAAAGGAUGUUAUCAUCUGGGGCAAUCUAGGUGUGACCACUGUUGCGGACCCCAGAAAUUCAAGAGUUCAUGGGUACGAUGGAGCCAUUUGGGGGCCGCAUGUCCCUGGGUUCACACGGUCAGUACCCGAGAUGAUCCAUGAUGAUAAAUGGCUGACUGGAGAAUUCCUAGAAACAUUAAAAAAGCCCAUGGAUACUGUGAAAAACCCAGGUGCUAUUCCUGCAUUGUCGGGCAGCUCAUCAGUGUUAUCACAACUUCAUGAUUUGUGGCAAGGAUCAUCUUCAGAGAUUUACUCCCUCGGCGUUUUCUCAGAUGGAUGGUAUGAUCUUCCACAAGACAUUGUCUUUUCUGUACCGGUUAAGUUUCGCCAAGGUUCCUGGAACAUUAUAGACGAUAUCCCCCUCGAUGAAGCUAUCAAAACCCAACUGCAGACGAUUGCAGAAGAGCUGAAGAAGGAUUGUGAAGAUCUUCUUAGUGAAAUUAACACAGAGUAA